Colletotrichum truncatum is the source of this 780-nucleotide messenger RNA. RefSeq lists its product as uncharacterized. Lineage: Eukaryota; Fungi; Ascomycota; Sordariomycetes; Glomerellales; Glomerellaceae. The record is from RefSeq and is a predicted model, not a curated record.
AUGUCUACCAAUAUCUCGACGUCCAUUACCACUACAGCCGCUGCGUUGCUUGCCAUUACCACUCCAUUUGUGCAGCCACCAGCCUGUGAUUCCUGGAGGACCACAACUGUACGCGCAAGACCCUUGACGUUGGUUAAUGGUACUACACUGUCCAUUCCCGUAGUCGUUUCUGAGCCAGCUUCAUCAUGCUACCCCUCCGGAUGGAAGCAAUUUCCGAGGGAAAGUCGCCUUCAUUUCAACCCGGGGGUAUGCCCUGAAGGGUGGACAUACUUCGACAUGGCUGAAGCCGCACUCUACUCAACGGCCUUCUGCUGUAAUAGCGGCUUCUCCUAUACGUAUUUUAACGACUACUCACCCUUUGGGUCAUUAGUCUCUCUUGGGUGUGUGAAAGGGGGCCCGAAGACUUCAAGUAACUCCGCUACGCCAGACACGAGCUCAACAGAUACCGUGCAUGAAGCCUGGGUUGUAACCUGGAAGAGAACCGACACACCGACGCUGACACCGAAGCUGCCUACGCUGACCAACUACAUGACGGUACCGACGUGGACACCCGGCGAAAAGAUCCCCGACGGCAAAUAUGAUGCGACUAAAAGCGGAAGUGGAAAUCAGUAUCCGAGCCAGAGUCUGAUUUUCUUCAUUACAAUCGGAAUACCUCUCAUUUCAGCUACUUUGAUCGGUUCAUGUGUGUGGUGCUGCGUAAGAGAAUGCAAGAAGCAAAGACGGCAGAAGAGGCUUGAUAAAGUCACCGGUGGGGGCCUAUCUCCAAGUAUAUAUAGAUGA